AAUUCAGAAAUAUGGCAUGGUGUGUUUGCCAUUUUCAAAUAGAUGACUCCGUAGAAGUUGUCCCAAAUAAUUGGAUAAUUAGUGAAAGUCUAUGUGUGUGGCCAUUGGUGACAAAACCAUCUAAAUUAUCUGAGCUUAUUAAAAAAAAAGAAGUUCCAAAAAAUGAUUGGAAAACAAUAAGUGUCAGAAUUUUAGGACGAUAUGACGAUUAUAAAACAGCUCAAAGAAAAUGCAAAACAGCAUUAGACAGAGAUAAUCUCUCGUCACUAUCUGAGGCUGCUGAAUAUGGAAAAGGACUUCGUGGACAGAAACGUAAAAAAAUAUAUAGUGAUACAGAAAAUACCGAUACCGAUACCGAAAACGAGUGUAACGAUGAAGAAGAAUUGUCCAUUAAUUUUCCGACAUAUAAUGCAGAUAAAAGUAUAGUUUCAUCAAAAUCGGCACAUAAAGAUUCGACUAAUACAGCACAUAGUAAUAAAUCGAAUAAUUACCAAUUCGAAGAAAACAAAAAUAAUCAAAAUUCUGACAAUAAAAUUUUAACUGAGAUUCAUACUAAUUUCCAAAGACAUGCAAGUGAAAUGAAAGAAUUUCGACGCCAAGUUCUACUACAUCUACAUGGCAUAAAUACUCGAAUGGGGGAAUUGAAUCAGCACAUAGAUUCAUUACAGCAGCCUAAUUUUCCUGUAGAUCAAGAAAAUCAAAAUAUAACAAAUGAAGACUCACUAAAAUGCAUAGAAAAUUUGCCUAUAAAAUCAAAUCUCGAGCUUAAAGAAAUUGAAAGAAGUUUACAAGAUAAACAAAUAUUCAAUGACGUAGCUACGGAAUUAUCGAGAAUGGGCGGUAAUAAUCUUAAAAUUAUGGUGAAGAAAGUGAUGUGUCGAAUUAUAACGGCAGAAAUAGGAAGGUAAUACAGCUGGGAAGGCCAUAAAGGCAACCGGAUUUUUAAGGAUUUAAACCUGGCGAAAUUAGUCCUAAAAUCCAUAAGACUUACUAUGAAAAGAAGUGAUGUACAUAUAACGGACAAUGAAAUUAUCAACAUCAUUAAAAUUUGGUUAGUUAAAGCCAAAUUAAAAACAAAGAAGCCUUCAUUGUCAGUACAGCAAACCAAUUCUGAAACUAAUCGUUCAACUGAUAGUGAGCAUUAAAAAGAAGUUCCUUGAAGUCUUAAAGUACAAAUAUCCGUGAAAAUAUUAAAGUAU
Camponotus floridanus (Florida carpenter ant) is the source of this 1199-nucleotide messenger RNA. RefSeq lists its product as uncharacterized. NCBI's taxonomy places the organism in Eukaryota, Metazoa, Arthropoda, Insecta, Hymenoptera, Formicidae. The record is from RefSeq and is a predicted model, not a curated record. The transcript is spliced from 6 exons. Bases 12 to 908 code for a protein of 298 amino acids.